AUGGCAGUGCCAUUACCAGCACAUUCACUUUGUCCACGCCAACCCGCACCCGCCAUCGGUCAACUCACCACCUUCACACUUCCCUCCUCCCCACACAUAGCACCCACUCCAGAAAACCGCGCCCUCGGCCACCAGAUGGUCCAAACAUGGCGGAAAGACGGCAUAUUCCAAAUCCAAUUAACCCCCGACCAGGCCUCCGCCCUCCGCGCUGCCUUCGUCCUCAGCAAAUCCUACUUCAAGCGCCCCCACCACGAAAAAGCGAAACACGUUGAUGACCAGAGUUUCAGUGGUUACAUUGCCUCGGGCGAAGAGCUCACAGAUGGCAUCGCAGACUAUUCAGAGAUCUUCACAGUCACCAAAGACCUCGCUCUCUCCGAUCCGCGCGUCCAACAAAAGUGGCCAUGUCACGGCCCAUGCCCAUGGCCAGACACCUUGUACGAAUCUGCCAUGAAACGACUCAUGGCCGUCCUAGGUGACUCUGGCGAGAAGCUCCUCCAGCUUACCGCGCUUGGCCUCAACCUCGCUAACCCCAAUGUAUUCACUGACCUCACGGACGACGGGUGGCACCAUAUGCGAGUCUUACGAUUCCCCGAGGCCGACAAGACCAAUGGCAAGGGCAAGCCAGGUCGUGGUAUUGGUGCGCAUACGGAUUAUGGGCUCCUGGUCAUUGCUGGACAAGACGACGUCGGGGGCCUGUUCGUCCGUCCGCCAACGGAUGGUGACACGUCGAGGAACUGGGAGAAGUACUCGGGGGGACUCAAGGAGGACCAACAGGAGAGCUGGUCGUUUGUUCCUCCAGUUGAGAACGUUCUCACCGUUUUCCCAGGCGACAUGAUGCAAUACAUGACAAACGACUACCUUCCCUCCACACCACACAAAGUUGUCCUCAACACUCGCGAGCGGUACGCUUUUGCAUACUUCCACGAGCCCAACUUUUCCUCUGUCGUCCAGCCCCUCCCGGAGUAUAGCCGUGACCAGGGCAAAGACGUUCAGGUUAAGGAUAAGGGCAUCCAGUACGGCACACACUUCACAGAAAUGUUCAUGCGCAACUACCCUGAACGCGUCACGGCGAAACGCAUGAAAGCAGAGAACCGCCUGGAUAUUUUGGGCAGCCCUUUGCUUAGACGCCAUGGAAAGACUAUUGCCGCGUCCACUUCUACUUUGACCCCAACGUUCCCUUUAACGUCGGCUAUCCCUCCGACCGCUGCUCGUCACCCCCACGACGCAGCCAGCAGCGUAUAG
Laccaria bicolor S238N-H82 is the source of this 1242-nucleotide messenger RNA. RefSeq lists its product as uncharacterized. Lineage: Eukaryota; Fungi; Basidiomycota; Agaricomycetes; Agaricales; Hydnangiaceae. The coding region runs from base 1 to 1242 and encodes 413 amino acids. The record is from RefSeq and is a predicted model, not a curated record. Gene Ontology annotation, molecular function: dioxygenase activity. The transcript is spliced from 2 exons.